This is a messenger RNA of Nannospalax galili (Upper Galilee mountains blind mole rat), 663 nucleotides long. RefSeq names its product translation initiation factor IF-2-like. Bases 1 to 663 code for a protein of 220 amino acids. The transcript has a single exon. Lineage: Eukaryota; Metazoa; Chordata; Mammalia; Rodentia; Spalacidae. The record is from RefSeq and is a predicted model, not a curated record.
AUGCCUCCUCCUGCGAGCGGCUCCGCAGGGGAGCCAGAAAGGCAGCGGCAGAAGAGCGGACACCCCCGGAGCGCGCAGCUCCCCCUCGCCCGCACCCGCGCACCUCCCCGGCUGGCCCGGCCCCCCGCACCUGUCUCUCUGCCUCCAACAGGUGCCCAGACACUGGGCAGCCCGCGGGCGCAGGCUGGGCGGCGGCGGCCGGCGAUUCCCGGAGGCGGGCGAGGACAGCAGAGUCCGGCGGUGCGCGCGGAGCGGGAGGGAGCGCGGGCUGGGGCGGGAGGCGCGGGUGAGCAGCGGCGGGAGCUGCAGCCGGCGGCGGCCGGGAGAGGCGCGGAGGGCGGGACUCCGGCUCCAGCUGGCCGCGCGCCAGGGCCCCCGAGCGCAUGGGAGCGCACACCCAGACACGUGUGCUCGCGCUCACACUCGCACGGGCGCGCGGGCUGGCUCACACUCACCAGUGCUCCAGGGUGCAAGCUCCCGCCGGUGCAUAGACACGGCAGACAUCCGGAGCACACUCACCCGCGAACUUCGCACGCACACGCUCGCCAGCACGCGGGCUCGCUGCGCCACCCUGAACCCAUCGCGGCUGUCGCCGGGUGUUUCCCAACUCCUCCCGGGGGACCUAGGCCCCCGCCCCCGCUGCGGAGAGCUCAGUGGCUCUGA